Salvia splendens (bonfire salvia) is the source of this 2638-nucleotide messenger RNA. RefSeq names its product BTB/POZ domain-containing protein At1g30440-like. The transcript has 4 exons. The coding region runs from base 497 to 2389 and encodes 630 amino acids. NCBI's taxonomy places the organism in Eukaryota, Viridiplantae, Streptophyta, Magnoliopsida, Lamiales, Lamiaceae. The record is from RefSeq and is a predicted model, not a curated record. Gene Ontology annotation, molecular function: protein binding.
UGUGAUGUACUUACAGGCAUUGUUUUCUUAAACCUGUUUUUGAGUUUCCAAUUGCCUCUUUUAACUUAAUCUGCACUCCAACUGUUUGUUUAAUAGUUAAGAGCAAUUCGGUGUCUCAUUCAGGCGAAAAGGGCCGAGCUUCGAAUCUUCUUUUUGUUAAAGAAAUACUCCACUUGCGUCUUUCUCGAAGAUUUGAUGGCAUUUUGCAGACUGAGAUUUAUUUGUGGGGCGGAAAAAUGAGAGAGAAUUGAGAACUUUUUUCUUGGGGCUUGGAUUGUUUUCUGCUGCAUUUAUUGGGGUCUUCAUUGUAAAGGUGGAGUCUUUAUGAGUUGGGAUCUUCAGCUUUGAGGCAUUCUUGAUUGUUGUGAAUUGGGAUUUACAGAUUUGUUGAUUUUUCCCCUCAUUUUGCCCUGAUGUUGUGAAUUUGGUGGGUUCUUGGAGGCAGUUGGAUUCUGAUUUUGAGAUUGCAUCUUGAAUUUGGUUGCAUUGUGCAGAAAUGGCUUGUGUGAAGCUGGGAUCCAAAGCUGAUGCUUUUCAGAGGCAAGGACAAGCUUGGUUUUGCACAAGUGGUCUUCCAAGUAAUGUGGUUGUCGAAAUUGGGGAAAUGUCGUUCCAUCUUCACAAGUUUCCGCUGCUUUCACGAAGUGGAGUUAUGGAAUGCCUCAUUGAAGAGGCGUCCCGAGGAGAGGACGGCUGUGUCAUCAAACUACCCGACAUCCCUGGUGGAGCGAACACAUUCGAGACAGUAGCCAAGUUCUGCUACGGGUUCAAGCUUGAACUCACUGCUGCAAAUGUCGUGUACCUCCGCUGUGCAGCCGAGCAUCUUGAGAUGACCGAAGAGUAUGGAGAGGGGAAUCUCAUCUCUCAAACGGAGAGCUUCCUCGACCAGGUGGUUCUGGACAACUGGAACGAUUCAUUGCGGGCCCUCCAGACCUGUGACAAUAUCCUCUCCCACGCUGAGAAACUCGAUAUUCCAAGACGAUGCAUUGACUCUUUGGCUGCCAAGGUGUGCACGGAGCAGAAUUUGUUGGGAUGGCCCGUGAUGGAGCGUGGAGGCCUGUUGCAGAGCCCUGGGGGGAGCGUGUUGUGGAACGGGAUAAGCACAGGUGCUCGACCGAAGAGCUCGAGUUCGGAAGAUUGGUGGUACGAUGAUGCAUCUGUUUUAAGUUUUCCACUCUACAAAAGGUUGAUUCUCGCUAUGGAGUCUCAAGGUGUGAAGCCAGAACUCGUCGCUGGCUCCCUCAGUUCAUAUGCGAAAAAGUACCUACCAGGACUUCACCGGCAUCGUGGCCCCACCGUGCCGAAAAAUCAUCUGGUCGGGUCCCUGUCUGAGGAGGAUCAGAAGCUUCUCGUUGAAGAGAUCAAUUACUUACUUCCGUUGGAGAAGGGCAUAGUACCGUCAAAGUUCCACUUUGGUUUGCUCAAAACAGCUCGGAUUCUUCGAGCUAGCUCCUCGUGUGUGUCGAAUCUUGAGAAACAGAUAGGUUUGCAGCUUGAUCAGGCAACGCUCGAGGAUCUCUUGUUGCCGACUUUCUCCUACUCAAUGGUGACUCUGUACGAUGUCGACUGUGUGUCGCGUGUUCUUGAUCAUUUCUUGGCUAUGGAUCAGGUGGCCACCUCCCCGGGCUCCUUCGACGAAGGCCAGUUGAUUGGCUCGCCAUCGCUAACACCUAUUACGAUGGUUGCCAAGCUCAUCGAUGGCUAUCUUGCCGAGGUCGCUCCGGAUGUCAAUCUGAAGCUCCCCAAGUUUCAGUCUCUUGCUGCCGCCAUCCCAGAGUAUGCCCGGCCGUUGGAUGACGGGCUUUAUCGAGCGAUCGACAUCUAUCUUAAGUCGCAUCCGUGGCUAGCGGAUUCCGACAGGGACCACCUCUGCCGGCUGAUCGACUGCCAGAAACUCUCGUUAGAAGCGUGCACCCAUGCAGCUCAGAACGAGAGGCUCCCGUUGAGAACAAUCAUCCAAGUCCUGUUCUUCGAGCAGCUGCAGCUGAGGACUUCCGUGGCUGGAUGCCUGCUCGUCUCGGACAACCUUGAUGUCUCAAGACAAGCGACAAACGAAGGAGGCUGGACGGCCACAGGCGUGAGGGAGAACCACGCGCUGAAGGCAGGUAUGGAUAGCAUGAGAAGUAGGUUAUCCGAGCUUGAGAAGGAGUGCUCGAACAUGAGGCAGGAGAUUGGGAGCUUGGGGCGUGCGAAGAAAUGGAGCAUUUGGGGGAACGUGUCAAGGAAGCUCGGGUUGAAGUCUCAGAUGUGCAGCGCGCAAGAGGGAUCUGUUAGCAAGCAGAACGAUCGUGUCGAGGGUAAUGAGAAAUCUCGAGACAAGCUAAGGAAGGAGAAGGAGAAGAAGAAGAACACCGACUUCGGAUGUUUAAGUUCGUGUAAUUAUUCAUAAUAGCGUCUCCGAAUCCGAAUCUGCAUCGAGAUUCAGAGUCGGAGACGACGACUCAUUGACUUUGCGACACAUGAACGUGCAUUGUAUCAAACGUUUUCGUGCCUAGAAGAGGACUAAGUCCAUUGUACUAGGCAUGCACACGGGUCAGAAACCGCCGGUUCCGGUUCAUGAACCGGAACCGGCCUGCCAAGGGUCCCGGCAGCUCCGGUUCCGGUUCAAAAAAUCGCCAGUUCACGAGACGGUUCAAAA